Molecule: messenger RNA, 3187 nt
Organism: Malania oleifera
Lineage: Eukaryota; Viridiplantae; Streptophyta; Magnoliopsida; Santalales; Ximeniaceae
Product: DNA replication licensing factor MCM2
Exons: 17
Coding region: 41-2887 (948 amino acids)
Biological process (GO): mitotic DNA replication initiation; double-strand break repair via break-induced replication; DNA replication
Cellular component (GO): nucleus; MCM complex
Molecular function (GO): 3'-5' DNA helicase activity; ATP binding; single-stranded DNA helicase activity
Source: RefSeq, a predicted model, not a curated record
AGAGCCACUUGGCAUUGGAUUUCAUAUCUCAAAUCAAACAAUGGCGGACUCCGACAAUGUGAAUUCGUCCGGAAAUCUGCCGACGACACCCGAAUCUCCCACCUCUGCUGGCUUCAACACAGAUCAACUCCCUCCAAACACCAGCCGCACCUCCGAGAACUUCUCAGACGAGGACGACGACGAAGCCGCCGUUGAUCCCCACGUCGUAACAGACGAGCCCGACGACGGAGACGCUCCCGAGGAUGAAGAUGGAGAGGACCUCUUCCUCGACAAUUUCAUGGACGAUUAUCGGAGAAUGGAGGAGCACGACCAGUACGAGUCCGUGGGCCUGGACGAGUCGCUUGAAGACGAGAGGGAUCUGGAUCAGAUCAUGGCCGAUCGAAGGGCUGCUGAAAUUGAGCUCGAUGCCAGAGACGCUCGCACUACUCAGCGCAAACUUCCUCAUCUUCUGCGUGAUCAAGACACAGAUGAUGACAACUACAGGCCGUCAAAAAGGUCUAGAGCUGAUUUUAGGACUCCAGCUAUGCCAAGAAGCUAUGACGAUAUUGAUGCAAUGCAGAGCUCACCAGGAAGAUCACAACGACAUUCAAGGGAGGACGUGCCCAUGACAGAUCAGACUGAUGAUGAGGGUUACGAGGACGAAGACAAUGAUGAAGGUGAAUUUGAGAUGUACCGUGUCCAAGGAACUUUAAGGGAGUGGGUUACAAGAGAUGAAGUGCGUCGCUUCAUAGCCAAGAAAUUUAAAGAUUUCUUGAGAUCAUACGUGAACCCCAAGGACGACCAUGGUAGUCCUGAAUACGUGCAGCUGAUAAAUGAGAUGGUAUCGGCUAACAAGUGUAGCUUGGAGAUUGAUUAUAAACAAUUUAUCUAUAUUCAUCCGAAUAUUGCCAUUUGGCUGGCUGAUGCACCUCAGUCUGUCCUUGAGGUCAUGGAAGAAGUUGCUAAGAGUUUUGUCUUUGACUUGCAUCCCAACUAUAAAAAUAUCCAUCAAAAAAUCUACGUUCGCAUUACCAAUUUGCCAGUUUAUGAUCAGAUACGCAACAUAAGGCAAGUCCAUUUGAACACCAUGAUUCGUAUUGGGGGAGUUGUCACCCGACGUUCUGGGGUUUUCCCCCAGUUGCAGCAGGUGAAGUAUGAUUGCAAUAAAUGUGGGAUGAUUCUGGGGCCAUUCUUUCAGAAUUCAUACUCAGAAGUUAAGGUUGGUUCUUGUCCAGAAUGCCAAUCGAAAGGACCUUUUACAGUCAAUAUUGAGCAGACAAUAUACAGGAAUUAUCAAAAAAUCACACUCCAAGAGAGUCCUGGUAUUGUGCCCGCAGGUCGACUUCCAAGGUAUAAGGAAGUCAUAUUAUUGAAUGAUCUGAUCGAUUGUGCUCGCCCUGGUGAAGAAAUUGAGGUCACCGGCAUUUACACAAAUAAUUUUGACUUAUCUCUGAAUACGAAGAAUGGAUUUCCUGUUUUUGCCACUGUGAUUGAAGCAAACUAUGUUACAAAGAAACAAGAUCUAUUUUCUGCUUACAAACUUACCCAGGAAGACAAAGAAGAAAUUGAAAAGCUGUCUAAAGACCCUAGGAUUGGAGAAAGGAUUAUCAAGUCCAUUGCCCCGUCAAUUUAUGGGCAUGAAGACAUUAAAACUGCAAUUGCUCUUGCAAUGUUUGGGGGCCAAGAAAAAAAUAUCAAAGGGAAACACCGGCUUCGAGGGGACAUAAAUGUACUUCUUUUAGGUGACCCAGGCACUGCUAAAUCGCAGUUUCUCAAGUAUGUUGAGAAGACUGGGCAACGAGCUGUUUAUACUACUGGAAAAGGAGCCUCUGCUGUUGGGCUCACAGCAGCUGUGCACAAGGACCCAGUAACACGAGAGUGGACCCUUGAGGGAGGGGCUCUUGUCUUAGCUGAUAAGGGAAUCUGUCUUAUAGAUGAGUUUGACAAGAUGAAUGAUCAAGACAGGGUGAGUAUCCAUGAAGCAAUGGAGCAGCAAAGUAUUAGCAUAUCAAAGGCUGGGAUAGUAACCUCUCUCCAGGCUCGCUGUUCUGUAAUUGCUGCUGCAAAUCCAAUUGGAGGAAGGUAUGAUUCCUCGAAGACCUUUUCGCAGAAUGUUGAAUUGACGGAUCCAAUUAUUUCUCGUUUUGACAUACUCUGCGUUGUUAAGGAUGUGGUUGACCCUGUCACAGACGAGAUGCUUGCAAAAUUUGUAGUUGAUAGUCAUUUUAAGUCACAGCCCAAGGGUGCUAACAUAGAUGAAAAGUCUUUCAGUGAAUCUCAAGAAGAUAUUCAGGCCUCUGCCAGACUCAUUGAUCCUGAGAUACUUCCUCAAGAUUUGCUAAAGAAGUACGUUACUUACGCAAAACUGAAUGUAUUUCCAAGGUUACAUGAUGCUGAUCUGAAUAAGCUGACUCAUGUAUAUGCUGAAUUGCGGAGAGAAUCUUCGCAUGGGCAAGGAGUUCCUAUUGCAGUGAGGCACAUAGAAUCAAUGAUAAGGAUGUCUGAAGCACAUGCAAAAAUGCACCUCAGGCAGCAUGUCACACAAGAAGAUGUGGACAUGGCAAUUCGCGUCUUACUUGAUUCAUUUAUUUCAACACAAAAGUUUGGUGUGCAAAAAGCUCUGCAAAAGAGCUUCAAAAAGUACAUGACUUUCAAGAAGGAUUACAAUGAACUGCUGCUGUAUCUUCUUCGUGGGCUUGUGAAAGAUGCAUUGCACUUUGAGGAGAUUGUGUCUGGGUCUGCUUCGGGGCUGACCCAUGUUGAUGUGAAAAUAGAGGAGUUGCAGAGCAAGGCUCAGGAUUACGAAAUUUAUGAUCUGCAGCCCUUCUUCUCCAGCAACCAAUUCUUUAGAGCCAAUUUUGAUUUAGAUGAAGAGCGUGGAGUCGUAAGGCACCGCCUGGCGAGAUGAAGCAAUCAGAAAGAGGAGGGAGGCUGAGCUUUAAUGAUUUUAGGUUUUAAUGAGGCACCAAUGUACGGAAACCCACUGCUGAAAACUCUCCCAGAUCGAGAGUGAAGAGCGCGGGAUGCUCUCCUUCCGCAUUACAUACAUAUUAGAUAGUUUAAUUAAAUCAUGAAUGAAAUUGAUUCUUCACUUUUCAGAAGUUGGCACACAAUUCGGGCGCUGUACUGACAACGCUAUCAUUUAAUAUUUUACGGUUUAGAGUGACAUUUUUAUAUUAAAAUUUAUAUGAAUUCACCUUAAUUUAAA